AACAUGAGAUCUAUUCUUGACGAUUGAUCAUCGUGUGCGUCACAAGCUUGAGUCUAUUGGCAGCGCGAGGAACAGACAUAUGGACGAAAAUAGUAGUCCUUCAAAAUUUCUAAUCCGCCGAAUUACGCUUCCGGGUCUUGAACGAAACGAUGAUGGGACACGGGCAGUUUAUGACGUACUUUGUCUCAAUGGAAAGGUUCACCGCAUUCAGCAAUCUAGCAAAUUUCCCGACACAAACGAGCCCGGAUUUUCCAACAUAGAUGGCACGUUGCUAGAGACAGCGGGCCUCCUUAUCCCUGGGUUGUGUCAUGCUCAUAUUCAUCUGGACAAAUGUUUCCUUCUCGAUGAGUACAGCGAUUUGAAAAUCGUUUCAGGCGACUUCCGGGAAGCUUUGGCAAUGACAGCCGAAGCCAAGACUCGAUUUGCGAAAGAUGAAGCGAGCAUCCUCCGUCGUGGCCGACAAUUGAUCAUGCAGAGCGUACAAUGUGGAGUAACCUCCAUGAGAGCACAUGUUGAGAUUGAUAUCACUACCGGCUUCGCAUGUGUGAAUGCGGGUGUCCGCUUGCGCGAAGAGUUUCAACAGCAGUGCGAUGUUCAAAUUGCAGUGUUCGCUCAGGACCCUUUAUACACGUCAGACAGCGAGCAGCCGGGAGAGAAUUAUGAUCUCCUUUCAUUAGCUGCCGCCUUGGACGGUGUCGAAGCCAUCGGUUCUGCGCCUUACGUGGAGCCCAAUAUCGCCAUGGCGAAGGAGAACAUCCGUUUAGUGCUGGACCUCGCAUGGAAACAUACCCUUGUCGCUGACUUCCACCUCGACUAUAACUUUGAUAGUUCUUCCGAGCCCCUCAUAUGGUAUCUCCUCCAAGAAUUGGAAACUCGCAUGAAAGGCGGUACAUGGAAGCAGGAGUUACAUGUCUGCGUAGGACAUGCAACCAGAUUGGCACUAUUCAGUCGUGAAGAAUGGGCCAAGUACAAACGGGUUGUCGACGAGCAUAAUCUACCCAUCACCUUGGUGGGACUUCCGCAGAGUGAUUUAUACAUGAUGGGCAGAGGGACAGAUCCUUCCCCCAGAAGUACACUGAAUGUCACCCAUUUGGCGAGAGAACAUAACGUGCGCAUAGCCAUGACAGUGAACAACGUUCAGAACGCGUUCACACCACAAGGCUCUGUAGAUCCCUUAUCAUUGUGUCCAUUAGGCGUCGCGGUUUUCCAAUCGGCCACCAAGGCUGACAGUCAAGUGCUCUUGGAAUCUGUUACAAACACUGCCCGAAGAGCCAUCGGCCGCCAACAAGAUUCCCGACUUUCAAAGGAGUCCCGGCCGAUGAUUGUUCGAGUGGGCGACGUUGCGGACUUUGUUCUCCUCCACAACAAUGACUCAACUCAAUCAGCAGUACUGAAUCCGUCUUACGAUCGUACGACGAUAAAAGGCGGAAGAAUAGUUUCGGUCAGGAGGACUAUACUGGAGUAAAAUGUCACAGAGAAACCGUCGUGUUGGUCCAAUCGGUCCAGCGUUUUCAUGAAGUACGGUAUACGUAUCAGUGACAAAUAUUAGUCUUACAUAUGGC
This is a messenger RNA of Somion occarium, 1562 nucleotides long. The record is from the annotation of a GenBank genome assembly. Lineage: Eukaryota; Fungi; Basidiomycota; Agaricomycetes; Polyporales; Cerrenaceae.